Danio aesculapii is the source of this 1209-nucleotide messenger RNA. RefSeq names its product CKLF-like MARVEL transmembrane domain containing 8a (gene cmtm8a). Gene Ontology annotation, biological process: myelination. The coding region runs from base 1 to 648 and encodes 215 amino acids. The transcript is spliced from 4 exons. The record is from RefSeq and is a predicted model, not a curated record. Lineage: Eukaryota; Metazoa; Chordata; Actinopteri; Cypriniformes; Danionidae. Gene Ontology annotation, molecular function: structural constituent of myelin sheath. Gene Ontology annotation, cellular component: membrane.
AUGCAAAGAAAGCAAGGAAGGAACUGUUGUUCGCUGUUUCUGUUAGUUGAAAUACAUUCAGAUAACAAACUCUUUGGUCGAAACACGACCUGUACGCAGAGAAAUACACUUGGACUACUAAGAUUUUGGGUUGCUUUCAUGGCGGAGAAUACAAACUCUAAACCUGUGGUAACCACCGCGAGCAGCCCUUACCUAGAAUUCGGGAAUUCAAGCACAGGUACCUUAUGGUACGACAGAGAGUCCUUUCCGAGCGUGGCAAACUGCCUCGUGUUUGCUGAAAUUAUUUUAGGCCUGCUGGUAUGGCCACUGAUUGCAAGCACAGAAUAUUUCAGAUUUUCACCAUUUGGAUGGGUGAUGUUUGUGACUGUCUUCUACUGGCUUCUCACCCUUUUCCUACUCAUCAUCAAUGUGGCCAAUAGACAUCGCAAGCACAUGCAGUGGACUACAGUGGUUCUCAUUUUCAAUUGCACUGCAGCUUUAUUCUACACAUCGGCUGCUAUUGUUGAGGCAGCAUUGUUGAAUCAGGUGGUCAAAGGUCAUCAUACUUUCAACUGCUGGGCAGCUUCAACGUUUUUUGCAUUCCUAGUAUCUCUGAGCUAUGCUGGUAGUGCAUUCUUCACUUACAAAUCCUGGAAAAGAGAUGAAUGAAUGCUGGGUAAAUUGUAGUUUUUAUCAUUUAUUUAAACGUGGACUUAACUUCAAAAAUAUUUAAAACUUAUUAUUAAAUGGAAAGAAAUGUCAAGUUAGCUCUGUAUGCAUUUGCAGUCAUUCCACAAAUAGGCAGAUUUGUCUGAUGCAUAAACAGAUGUUUUGAUAUUUUUACAGUUUUUUAUUUUAUACAUUACAUUUAGAAAUUGAGUUGUAUUUAAAGGCAUUGUGACUGGUUGUAACAGAAUGUAAACAUUUUACAUGUGUGCUUUGAAUGAACCUUUUAAUAUUGGUGUACAUUUGCAUGAUCUUCUAAAAAACGUUUGUGAAAGCCUCAUUGUAAUUCAAGAAUCUUCACAGAAACUUUUUCUUUUGCAUCCAUCUCAAACUAAUGCGUGCCAUUACAGAUUUGUUCUUUUUGAGUAGUAAUAUUGCACUCAUGCUGUGCCAUUGUGUCUCAGAAAGCAGCUCACUAUUUUACAAACAAGUAAAGGAAUUUCACAAAAUUCUGUCUAAAAAUGUAUUUAUUUUUUUAAAUGUGAAUGUCCUGGUUUUGUUAUU